This is a messenger RNA of Ostrea edulis (European flat oyster), 2099 nucleotides long. Its product is annotated as interferon-induced protein 44-like. The coding region runs from base 206 to 1627 and encodes 473 amino acids. The record is from RefSeq and is a predicted model, not a curated record. NCBI's taxonomy places the organism in Eukaryota, Metazoa, Mollusca, Bivalvia, Ostreida, Ostreidae. The transcript has 7 exons.
GAUGCAAAACGAAAGUAAACAAAUUGCACAACAUGGGGUUAUACUUUUUUGAAAAUCGAUUUCAGACAACAAGGAAAUAAUAUAUCCGAGUGUCUCAUUGCAAUCAGUAAGGAAGACAAGUAGACCAGGAGUAAAUAUUCCGUAGAUCUAUCUUGUGUGGAGUGAGAUUUUUCUGAACAGAUUAAUUGAGAACACUAAAUAAAUAAUGCCGUCUGAGCUACUAUCGCUGAAAUACAGAGACCAAUUAGCCACAUGGAUCGGUAAGCCGUGUCACUUCCGGUUGUUGUACAAGAUCAGCAGUGACGGAUGUUCUGCGCAGACGUUCCAUCAGAAGUGUGACGGUCAGGGCUCCACAGUAACGGUGCUGUACAACACCAACAACACGAUAUACGGGGGGUACCUAUCACAGAGCUGGAGCUCUAAUGGCACUUGGAUUAAUGACACAAACGCCUUCCUGUUCCGGCUGCAGUAUAACGGAUCAUCGAAUCCAGUUCAAGCUCCUGUCAGUAGUUCUUAUUAUGGUAAUGCUGGAUACGGGCACAGUAAUUAUGGUCCAACUUUUGGUGGCAACCACGACCUUCAGUCAUUUACUGGAAUCAUAUCAAAGUCUGGGAAUCUGUUUGGACUGAAUGGUUAUUUGAAUAUGUCAGGCAAGUACUAUACGCACAACGGACAAGACACCAACUCGAUGACAAACAAGAAUCUGAUGGUCACCGACCUGGAAGUGUACCUCGUUGUGGAUGGACCCGGUCCAAGAGUUGUCGAUAAACCGUGGCGGGAACCUCCUGAAUGGAACACCGAGUGUACUCAGAGUCUGAGGCAAGCACUCAUCAAAUACAAACCUGUAACGGAGGCGAACGUGACUGCAGCAAACAUCCUCCUGAUUGGUCAGAUUGGCGCGGGAAAAUCCAGCUUCUUUAACUCCGUCAACUCCUUUUUCCGCGGGAAAAUCACCAGUAAAGCUUGCAGUGGGAGUUUUGAACACAGUGUGACAACAUCGUAUCGCCAGUACAAAAUUAAAGAUUUUUCAUCGGGAAAGUUCUUGAAUUUUCGCCUUUGCGACACACGUGGAUUUGAGGAGGAAUUUGCGAUGGAUACGCAAGAAAUUUCCUUUAUUUUGGACGGAAAUGUUCCGGAUCGUUAUCAGUUCAACCCCCUUGUUCCAUUUACACCGGAUACCCCUGGUUAUGUGAAAGACCCGGAUCUACAGGAUAAAAUUCACUGCGUGGCUUUUGUUGUGGAUGGUAGCACUGUUGAUGUCAUGCCUGACAAAAUUCGCAAACAACUGAAAGAUCUUCAAGUCCGCAUGAAUCACAGAAAUCUACCCCAAGUUGUCUUAUUAACGAAGCUGGACAAAAUAUGCCCGGAUGUGGAAGAGGAUGUCACAAAUACUUUCAAAAGUUCCAGUAUCUCUGAUGCCGUAGAGAAAGUAUCUGAUAUUAUGGGUCUGCCACGUGCUCACGUACUUCCGGUGAAAAACUACGAGAGCGAGAGGAAACUGAAAACUGGUAUCGAUAUUCUUGUGAUGGAGGCUAUCGAACGAUGUUUAGAUUUCGCUGAUGAUUUCAUGGAUGAACAACUUGAUAAAAUGGCGUCAGAAGGAAAGAAAAUAACAGGCAGGGACUAAAUGCUUUGCGUCUACUAUACCCGGUACAUUUUAACCAUGUCAAUGUCAAUUUGUUAAGAAAAAAUUAAUCAGCAUCUUUUGUCAUCAAAUGUUUCUAAUUCCAAUUGAUAAAACUGGGAGAUCUUUAAUUAUUCCAUGUAGUUUUAAAUGAAUUGAAUGCGGAAUAAUUGUACAUCUCUAUCAUUUAAACAAUAUUCAUUCAGUGAAUUGAUGGGAUUGGGCAGCAGGCUUAGAUUUAUAUGAGCCCUCUCCCUAAUGAUCGAACAGGAUUUGUACAUGUACAAAAUUGUAUAACAUAUGUAAUCAAUUUGGGGUCUAAAUGUAUAUAAGAGAAAAAGAAAAAGAAAUGUUUUCCUUAUCACUAUUUUCGGAAAUUCCAGAAAAUGUCAAGCAGCUUUUUCUCGAGUAUUGUUCAAGGUCAUCAAUCUUUGGUAGAUGUCUUUUAUUUAAAUUUUCUUGAUUUCUGGGAAAA